This is a messenger RNA of Polypterus senegalus (gray bichir), 884 nucleotides long. Its product is annotated as probable gluconokinase. Gene Ontology annotation, cellular component: cytoplasm. Gene Ontology annotation, molecular function: gluconokinase activity. The coding region runs from base 106 to 648 and encodes 180 amino acids. The record is from RefSeq and is a predicted model, not a curated record. NCBI's taxonomy places the organism in Eukaryota, Metazoa, Chordata, Cladistia, Polypteriformes, Polypteridae. The transcript is spliced from 5 exons.
UGACCCAACAGCGUGAGCGCCGCUAACGAGCUGAUUGUUCGGGACAAGAACUAACGGAAUCCACGAGUGGGAAGGGAAGGUCCUGCUUCGUGAAAACAGACGGACAUGAUUGUCGUUUUAAUGGGAGUGUGCGGCAGCGGGAAGACCACCAUUGGCUUAUAUCUUGCGAAUAAGCUUGGAUGGACAUUUCAUGAUGCUGAUGACUAUCAUCCCCAAGCCAACAAAGUAAAAAUGGCUAACGGAGUACCAUUAAAUGAUCAGGACAGAAUCCCUUGGCUCCUUGUUUUACAUAACAUAUUGGUUAGGGAAAUGCAUUCUGGGAAUCAUGCUGUGUUAGCCUGUUCAGCUUUGAAGAAAGCCUACCGGCGCAUAUUACUUCGAGGGUCAGUGGCUCUGCAUGGAACCUCAGUGGAGGAAGCCAGCACACCAAAAGACAUCCUGUUUGUUUAUCUUCAUGCAUCAGAUGAGCUCAUCUCUCAGCGACUUGCCAAACGAAAGGGACACUUUAUGGCUGAAAGUUUAGUGCCAUCCCAGUUUGCUGUGCUGGAACCGCCCACAUCCCCAGAGCACUUCAUCACCGUGGACACAGAGAAGAGCAUAGCAGACAUUGUGGCUGAGAUUGAAAAAGCACUGCCUGCCGAUUUGUAACCAUGGAAACUGUCUGCUCAUCCAGCCGACAUCACAACACAGUUCUGUGGGGCCUUUCCUGAAAUGGAGGGGCAUGAGACCUGAGGCCCUUCUAGUUCUUGAGCAGCUAAACUGAAGUCAUGGUUGCCAAGUACAGGAAAAGGUCACCAAGCAUUUAUAUUAAACUAGACAUUAAGCCCAUUACAAGAACGGCCGCUAGAACAGUAGUGCAUAAACAUUAGUAGGAACAGUCUAUA